Messenger RNA from Hirsutella rhossiliensis, 471 nucleotides. RefSeq lists its product as uncharacterized. The coding region runs from base 1 to 471 and encodes 156 amino acids. NCBI's taxonomy places the organism in Eukaryota, Fungi, Ascomycota, Sordariomycetes, Hypocreales, Ophiocordycipitaceae. The record is from RefSeq and is a predicted model, not a curated record. The transcript is spliced from 2 exons.
AUGUCCCUAGACUACGAGAAGCUCGCCAGGCAGUGCGAGGCCGACCUCAACACGUACCAGUCCAAGACGGGCGAGGUGCAGUACGGCGAUGAGCUGAGCACAAACCGAGGCUACAACAAACGCAUCCCUCCGGGCGAAGGAGGCGUGCUGGACUACCGCGGCCGGCAGACCCGCGGAGAGCACUUUGAGGGCAAAGGCGGCCCCAUGGACAAGGCCAACCGGGGGCAGCCCGGCCAAAACGACAACGACGUGGUGCUCGCGCGCGUGCCCCCCGUCGAGGGCCGGGGCAGCGCCGGCGACAUUGCGACGCAGGGCAAGCAGGCAUCCCGGAACAACGUGGGGCGCAACCCGCCCUUCCGCGGCGAAAACUGCCACGCGCCGGAGAGCGUCCCGGACAGCAUCUCGGCCGAGGGCUGGCUGGCGCCGGAGAGCGUGACCGAGGCCAGCAAGGAGAGCGAGGGUUACCGGUGA